GAUGAUUUCUCGCCGGUUGUGUCGAACUUUGUAGCUGAUAGGUUGAAAUGCAGUACGAAGUAUAAUUCUUCGGUUAUUAGUAUCGCUGUUGUUGAUGUGUUCGUUGACAAAGUUUGUUUUCGAAUUGUUUAUGCGCGUUUUCUGUGGCUUGUAUUCACAGGAAUGCUCGAAGUAUCACUCUUGUCGAUGUAUUUAUUCGUUGACAAGCUUUAUUCUAACUUGCUUAUCCGUUUUGGCUGGCAUGUAUUGCACAGGCGGUCGUCUCGAAUAUCGCAGUGGGUUGGAAUUUCGUAUCAGGUCUCAAUCGUCGAUGAUAGGGAACUAAUUGACAAGGACAUUUGGAACGAGGGUGAAGCAGGUGCGGCUCCAAUGAUUGAGUGGAUCGCUUAUAUUGAUAUUUUAUGUUUACAUUGGUGUCAAUAA
Messenger RNA from Haemonchus placei, 423 nucleotides. The record is from the annotation of a GenBank genome assembly. Lineage: Eukaryota; Metazoa; Nematoda; Chromadorea; Rhabditida; Trichostrongylidae.